Messenger RNA from Hemibagrus wyckioides, 2625 nucleotides. It is a transcript of the gene yrk, whose product is annotated as Yes-related kinase. Gene Ontology annotation, molecular function: signaling receptor binding; ATP binding; non-membrane spanning protein tyrosine kinase activity. The transcript is spliced from 13 exons. The record is from RefSeq and is a predicted model, not a curated record. Bases 234 to 1859 code for a protein of 541 amino acids. NCBI's taxonomy places the organism in Eukaryota, Metazoa, Chordata, Actinopteri, Siluriformes, Bagridae. Gene Ontology annotation, biological process: innate immune response; integrin-mediated signaling pathway; protein phosphorylation. Gene Ontology annotation, cellular component: extrinsic component of cytoplasmic side of plasma membrane.
UGCAAGCGCUGGACAGGAGCGCGCGCAUACUUCAGCCCUUCCGGACACAGCGCAAACGCGUCUGCGGUUAGAGCCGGCGUCUUACCCAAAAGCGGAAUAGCAAAUACACGUAUCUGUACUUCGGGGUCGAAGGAAGUUCCUUCAGGGAGAUGGUGUGGAUGAACAGAUGAUUUGAGAAUCUGAAACUCUGUUUCCAGGGUGAUGAGCGAUAUUCUGUGAAAAUCAAGAUUAGUAUGGGCUGUGCUUGCUGUAAGCAGAGGAAGGCCUCCAAAGCGUCCACUGUGUCCUAUGGUGACACAUGUAACGCAGGGAGUGGGGCUCAGAUGACGGAAAGCUCCCGAUAUAUUGCAGACCCCACCCAUAACUCAGGGGUUGGCCUCAUCCCAAACUUCAAUGAUUUCCCCAACACAAUCUCUAGCUCUAGCUCUUUUCCAGCAUCCAGCUUCCCCUCCAACCCUAGCCAACCUCGGUCUACUGCCAUCACAGGAGGAGGGGUGACGCUGUUUAUUGCUCUAUACGAAUAUGAUGCACGUACAGAGGAUGACCUGAGCUUUCAGAAGGGAGAAAAGUUCCACAUUAUCAAUAAUACCGAAGGUGAUUGGUGGGAAGCACGCUCUCUGGACACAGGGAAGUCUGGAUAUAUUCCCAGUAACUAUGUGGCCCCUGUGGAUUCCAUACAGGCUGAGGAGUGGUAUUUUGGGAAGAUGGGUCGUAAGGAUGCAGAACGGCAACUCCUGGGCCAGAGCAACCCUAGAGGGACGUUCUUAAUAAGAGAGAGUGAGACUACUAAAGGAGCGUACUCUCUGUCUAUCAGAGACUGGGAUGAGGCAAAGGGCGAACAUGUAAAGCAUUAUAAAAUCAGGAAGCUUGAUAAUGGUGGAUAUUACAUCACAACCCGAAGCCAGUUUGAAACUGUGCAGCAACUGGUGCAACAUUAUUCAGAUCGUGCAGCAGGGCUUUGCUGCCGUCUGAUGGGCAGCUGUAGGCGGGGUAUGCCUAAACUAGCUGACCUGUCAGUGAAGACUAAGGAUGUUUGGGAGAUACCAAGGGAGUCACUUCAGCUAAUUAAGAAACUGGGCAACGGGCAAUUUGGUGAAGUGUGGAUGGGUAUGUGGAAUGGCACUACUAAAGUGGCAGUGAAGACUCUGAAGCCUGGCACCAUGUCUCCAGAGGCUUUCCUAGAUGAGGCCCAGAUCAUGAAGAGACUCCGCCAUGAUAAACUGGUGCAGCUGUAUGCUGUGGUGUCAGAAGAACCAAUCUACAUCAUCACAGAGUUCAUGAGUCAAGGAAGCUUGUUAGACUUCCUUAAAGAUGGAGACGGCAAAAAUCUGAAGCUGCCUCAGCUUGUGGACAUGGCUGCACAGAUUGCAGCUGGAAUGGCAUACAUUGAGAGGAUGAACUACAUCCACAGAGACCUGAGAGCAGCAAACAUCCUGGUGGGAGAUAGCUUGGUCUGUAAGAUUGCAGACUUUGGGCUGGCCAGACUUAUUGAAGACAAUGAAUACACUGCCAGACAAGGGGCAAAAUUUCCGAUAAAGUGGACUGCCCCAGAGGCAGCUCUCUAUGGCAAAUUUACCAUCAAGUCAGAUGUGUGGUCAUUUGGCAUCCUACUGACUGAGCUCAUUACGAAAGGCAGAGUGCCAUACCCAGGGAUGAAUAACAGGGAGGUCCUGGAGCAAGUGGAACGCGGUUAUCGUAUGCCAUGUCCACAGGGCUGUCCAGCCUCUCUGCACGAGUUAAUGCUGCAAUGCUGGAGGAAGGAUGCAGAUGAGCGCCAUACCUUUGAGUACCUGCAGGGCUUCCUGGAGGACUACUUCACUGCCACUGAACCACAGUACCAGCCGGGAGAGGACCUGUGAUGCAAGCACAUGUAAAGCGAGCUGACUGCUCUUCCAGUGCAUUUAAUGGGUUGGUUUUUAAAAGGGAUUUCCAAGUGAGGCCCUCAUACUAUGUCUUCAAAAGAAUGUAUGUGGGAUGAUGUGCAAACCUUUUUUGAUAGAAAGCCUUUAUUUCAGUCAUUUUAAAGCAAAGAAGCAGUUUGUCCUGAAGUAUUACAUUAAAAGCAAUGGCUAUUUAAAAGCAUAUCAAGCUGAAUUUGCACGCUGUUAUUGUAAUAAGGUGUUCUAUUAUCACCUGAAGUCAGACAGGACAUUUUACAGGACUUUGCACAGUCACAGUACGUUUUGGCCACAGUAGGCCUAUGGGCCAGAACAAAUAAACUAUAGGGACAUAUCUUUAUAAUGUCUAACAUUUCUUUGGACUGUGAUUUUUUUGUAUCAGAUAUUUUAUUUCUUUCUCUUUAGCCUUCUUAUCUGAAGCUGUAUGAUUUCAUAGCUUUGAGUCUGGUCUUGGGUCAGCAUUGGCAUGUUAAAAGGUAUAAAGAUUAUUCAGUAGGUCAGACACAACAGCUUUAAUAUCUGCUUUAAAUUGAAAUUGUAUCUAUCUUUUAUGUUAUUUGUAUGUCACAAUAUACAACUGAUUAAUACUUAAUAAGUGCCUGUCAAACUGGUGCCUUCAAGUGCUUUCACUGUUCGGAGGUUUGGAUUGUCCACUCUCAAAUUAUUGACAGAUUAUUAGAGUGUGCUGUCUGUUUUGUAAGAAGUUUCAUUAAAACAAUCUGCUCAA